AUGAUUCGCAAACAAGCGCGACAGCGUCGCGAUUACCUCUACAGAAAGGCGCAGAUUCUGAAGGACGCGGAGACCGGAGAAAAGCGCGCUCAGCUACGUUCUGCGCUCGCUGCUGGAAAGCCACUCGAUCCCGAAAUUGCACGAGACAAGACGCUUCGCAAGGACUUCCAGUAUGACCAGUCCAAGCCAGAGCUAAGCGCCCAGGAGGAGAUGGACUUGGACGACGAGUACUCGAUGUUGAGCGGUGUCUCAGAGCCCAGGGUUCUUGUGACAACCUCGAGAGACUGUUCCAGCCGUCUCGCCGCCUUUUCCAAGGAGAUAAGGCUGCUCCUGCCGACGUCUGUACGCCUCAACCGUGGAAAUUUGAUUCUCCCAGAUUUGGUGCAGUCAUGCAAAUCUAAUGCGCUGACUGACCUCGUACUAUUGCACGAACAUCGCGGAAAUCCGACGGCACUCACAAUCAGCCAUCUACCGCAUGGGCCGACAGUCAGCUUCAGUCUGCACAACGUUGUUCUUCGUCAUGACAUUCCUGGAAGUAUUCGAGGCAGCGUUUCCGAAGCAUACCCCCAUUUGAUCUUUGAGGGCUUCAAGAGCCGCCUUGGGCAAAGAAUAGUAAAGGUGUUGAAGCACCUUUUUCCUCCACGCGACCCAAUCUCUAGCAGAUCAAAAAUUGGGAACAGAGUAGUUACCUUCCUAAACAACGUAAGCCACUUCUCGUUUCAGGAUCUGACUGGGCCAAUACUGACUGACCAUGAUAGUCACGUUUUCGUCCGAACGUCGUAUGACUCUGUCGAGCUUGCCGAGGUUGGACCACGAAUGACCAUGAGACCCUUUGAGAUCCGUGGCGGCACCCUCGACUCGAAGGAAGGAGAUGUAGAAUGGCAUCUCACCCACUACACACGUACUGGCAGAAAGAAGGAGUACUUGUAA
Colletotrichum higginsianum IMI 349063 is the source of this 930-nucleotide messenger RNA. RefSeq names its product Brix domain-containing protein. Gene Ontology annotation, molecular function: snoRNA binding; rRNA primary transcript binding. NCBI's taxonomy places the organism in Eukaryota, Fungi, Ascomycota, Sordariomycetes, Glomerellales, Glomerellaceae. Gene Ontology annotation, cellular component: small-subunit processome; nucleolus; Mpp10 complex. The transcript has 6 exons. Bases 1 to 930 code for a protein of 309 amino acids. Gene Ontology annotation, biological process: rRNA processing. The record is from RefSeq and is a predicted model, not a curated record.